This is a messenger RNA of Lucilia sericata (common green bottle fly), 4140 nucleotides long. It is a transcript of the gene ncm, whose product is annotated as pre-mRNA-splicing factor CWC22 homolog. Gene Ontology annotation, cellular component: catalytic step 2 spliceosome. Gene Ontology annotation, molecular function: RNA binding; protein binding. The record is from RefSeq and is a predicted model, not a curated record. NCBI's taxonomy places the organism in Eukaryota, Metazoa, Arthropoda, Insecta, Diptera, Calliphoridae. The transcript has 3 exons. Gene Ontology annotation, biological process: mRNA splicing, via spliceosome. Bases 145 to 3999 code for a protein of 1284 amino acids.
AACAAUCUGGCAUCCUCUAAACAGAGAGCGACUUGUCGGCAAAAAAAAAAAUCAUAAUUUUUUAUAUUUUCCGCUUGUUUAAACGUUUACUAAACAUAAAAUUACUUAAAAAUAAAUAAAAUUUAUUAAAAAUCAACGGCAAAAAUGUCGGAAAGUGAUAGUGAAAGUAAUUCUAGUGGCAGUGAUUCCUCGUCAGCCGCUAGCCAUCAACAACAGUCUAGUGCUGACGAAAGCCACGAUGGAAAAAGUGUGGUAGAGAAGAAAAAAUCAAAAUCCAAAAGCAAAUCGAAAAAGGACUCCAAAAAAACUAAACAACAUAUAGAAGAUAAAGAAGACGACUCAAGGAAACCAAAUAUUGGAGACGACGAAAAGAAAAAAGAUGAAAAAUCGGUCAAUAAAAAGGAUAAAAAGCAUAAGAAAAAAGAAAAGCAUUCAAGCUCUGAGAACUCAUCGUCGUCCUCUUCAGAUUCUUCCUCUUCUUCCGAAGACAGCAGCAGCAAUAGUGAAGGUGAGAUUUCUACCACGGAAUCAUCAUUUAGUGAUAGUGAAGAGGAAGCUAAACAAAAAAAGAAAUUAAAAAAAGCGAAAGCAGAAAAAAAGGUAGCAGAUAAAGAAAGUAUAUGCCAGGAAGAUGAUAAAAAGGAUAAAGUAGUUACAGCAGCAAAAAGUCCUAAGGAAACUUCCCCAGAACACAAUAACGAAAAGGCGGAAGCUAACAAGAAAGCCUUAGAGGAAAAACACCAUAAUGAUGAAACUAAGAAAACAACUAAAGAACCAGAGGAAGGUGAAAUACCCGAAGCGGAGGCAGAAGACAAUAACCAAAAGAAAAGUUCAUCCUCGGCUGAAGAUCAAGAUUCUAAUGGCUCUAAAAAACUACAAAGCAUAGUAGGCAAAUCGUAUCAAGAAAACCGUGAAUCUAAAUCACAUUCAAGAUCACGCUCAAAAUCUAUGGAUAAUAAAAAAGAACGCAGUAGAUCACCACAGAACAGCCGCAACAAAAGAUCACCCAGCAGAAGUCGAUCUCGCGAACUGCAACGUAAAAGACAUUCUAGAUCAAGAUCAGCAACAAGAUCACGUUCCCGGUCAGUUUCCCGGGAAAGAAAACGUUCCGAUAGACGUCACGAACGUAGACGUUCCUCUACGGCUGAAUAUGAAAAACGCAUUUCACGGCGUUCCGAGUCUUUAGAAAGAAGACGUGAAGAACGCAAAAAACGUCAUGCCGAAAGAGACGAACAAGAGAAGGCUAAACGUUCGAGAAGAGAAGAAGAAAAUGCCGAAAGACGUGAAAAAGAACUUAAUAAACCCGAUGGAGAUCCGGAUAAAGUUAAAGAACUGGAUAAUACCACUGUAACCGAUCCUAAAGCCAAGAUUACCGAACGUCAGCGUAAGACGGUAGAUCUGUUGACCUCACGUACUGGUGGUGCCUAUAUACCACCGGCUAAAUUGCGUCUCAUGCAAGCGGAAAUUACGGACAAAGCCUCGGCUGCUUAUCAACGUAUUGCAUGGGAAGCCCUUAAGAAAUCCAUACAUGGUUACAUUAACAAAGUCAAUGUGGAUAACAUAGCCAUUAUAACACGGGAAUUAUUGAAAGAAAAUAUAGUACGUGGUCGUGGUCUACUCUGUCGUUCCAUUAUACAGGCACAAGCCGCUUCACCCACUUUUACCCAUGUCUAUGCAGCUUUAGUCUCGAUUAUUAACUCAAAAUUCCCCAAUAUUGGUGAAUUAUUGCUAAAACGUUUGGUUAUACAAUUUAAAAGAGCCUUCAGACGCAACGACAAGGCCGUCUGUUUAUCCUCCUCACGUUUCAUAGCUCAUUUGGUUAAUCAGCGUGUGGCGCAUGAAAUUCUGGCUUUGGAAAUUUUAACACUUUUAGUGGAAUCGCCCACCGAUGAUUCCGUCGAAGUGGCCAUAGCUUUUCUCAAAGAGUGUGGCAUGAAGUUAACUGAGGUCUCGUCCAAGGGUAUAGGAGCCAUAUUUGAAAUGUUGAAAAAUAUCCUACACGAAGGUAAACUCGAUAAACGUGUACAAUAUAUGAUAGAGGUGGUAUUCCAGGUGCGUAAGGAUGGUUUUAAGGAUCAUCAAUCGGUUAUAGAGUCAUUGGAGUUGGUCGAGGAAGAUGAUCAAUUUACACAUUUGCUUAUGUUGGAUGAUGCCACAAAUACGGAGGAUAUGUUGAAUGCUUUUAAAUUCGAUGAAGAAUAUGCUGUCAACGAGGAGAAAUACAAAGGGCUGAGUAAAGAAAUAUUAGGUAGCGAUGCUUCAGAUUCUGAUGGUUCUUCUUCCGGUUCCGGCAGUGGAUCCGAUUCUGAUUCAUCCGAUUCCGAUGAUGAUGAAAAGGGUGAAGGUAAACCGACGGCAGAGGAAAUUAUCGAUAAUACCGAGACAAAUCUAAUCGCACUAAGACGCACCAUAUACUUGACCAUCAAUUCGAGUUUGGACUAUGAAGAAUGUGCCCAUAAACUAAUGAAAAUGCAACUGAAACCGGGUCAAGAAAUUGAACUUUGUCACAUGUUCUUGGAUUGUUGUGCCGAACAGAGAACCUAUGAGAAAUUCUAUGGUCUGUUGGCGCAACGUUUCUGUUCGAUUAACAAAAUCUAUAUAGAACCAUUUGAGGAGAUUUUCAAGGAUACUUAUCAAACUACCCAUCGUUUGGAUACAAAUCGUUUGCGUAAUGUUAGCAAGUUUUUUGCUCAUUUAUUGUUUACGGAUGCCAUUAGUUGGGAUGUAUUGGAGUGUAUUAAGCUGAAUGAAGAUGAUACUACUUCAUCGAGUCGUAUUUUUAUUAAGAUACUAUUCCAAGAAUUGGCCGAAUACAUGGGUCUGGGAAAUUUGAAUAAGAAACUAAAAGAUGAGGUUUUGGUGGAAAGUUUAGCUGGUCUCUUUCCCAAAGACAACCCUAGAAAUACUAGAUUUUCUAUUAACUUUUUUACUUCCAUUGGUUUGGGUGGUCUAACGGAUGAGUUGAGACAUUUCUUGAAAAAUGCUCCCAAAUCGGUGCCAGCUAUAAAUGCCGAAAUUUUAGCUAACAAACCUAUUAAUGCGGAGAGUUCAUCCUCAUCCUCGUCAACAUCUUCCUCCUCCUCAUCAUCAUCUUCCUCUAGUUCGAGCGAAUCUUCCUCCGAGUCGUCAUCAUCAGAUUCUGAUAGUGAAUCCUCCUCGGACUCUGAAGCAGACAAAAAGAAACGCAAAGGGAAAAAACUUAAAAAAUCGAAGAAAUCUUCUGCUACAAAAAAGAAGGAAAAAGAAAAGUCCAAGAAAAAGAAAACUAAAUCUAAGAAAACUGAUAAAAAACGUAAAAAGUCAAAAAAACAAGAAAGCUCCUCUUCAGAGGCUGAAUCAUCUUCUAGUAAUGAAAGCAGCGAUAGUGAGGCAAGCAGUAGUGAAGAUGAAAAACAUAAAUCAAAGAAGAAGAAUAAAGAUAAAUCUAAACACAAAACGAAACCAAAUAAGAAGUCUAAAAAGAAAUCCAAACAAACAGAUAGUGACAAUGACGACAAUUCCUCAGAACAGGAGAGGGAAGAAGUUAAGGAGAGAAAAAAACCUCAAAACUCAGAAAAUGGAUUCGAAAAUACAAAGCAAAGAAGGGAACAAGAACAUAAUGAAAAUAGAAGAGAUAAAAACGAUUACAAAAACGAACGUUCAAAAAGAGCGGAGCCGCAGCGAAGAGACAGCGAGGUGGAAAGACGCCGUGAAGAACGUGAAAAGCGCCACCGUGAAAAGGAACAGACACGUGAACGAGAUAGAAAACGUUCACGUUCAGUUUCACAAACACGCGAACGUCGCGAUGAUCGUGCACCAAAAGAAAACAGAGAGCGUAGAAAUCGUGACUACGAACGUGAACGGGAACGUGACACUGAUCGUCGUAGAGAACGCAAACGUUAUGAGGAACGUAAAAGUCGCAGUCGUAGCCGUAGUCGAGAACGCAACAGUUACAUCAAAAGAGACCAACGAGAAUAUGAUCGUUCAAAAACACGCAAUACAUCCAAGGAACGUGGAUGAUAUUUCCUAAAGAAUAAUUGAAUGACUAAAGGAUUUAUUAAGCAAAACGAUAAACGUUUAACCUGUAAAAAACUUCAAACAUUUUACUAUUUUUGUGUAUUGUAUUUAAAUAUUUCUAUGAAUAAUAUUGACUGCAAUAAA